CUCUUCUCCAGGCUGAACUGCCCCAACUUUCUCAGCCUCUGUUCAUAAGGAAGUGCUCCAGUCCUCUUGUCAACUUCAUGGCCCUGCUCUGAACUUGCUGCAACAAUUCCAUGUCCUUAUGUUGGGAACCCAGAAUUGGAUGCAGUACUGUGGAUGGAGUCCCACAGAGCAGAGUAAAGGGGAAGAAUCACCUCCUUUGACCUGCUGGCCAUGCUCCUUUUGGUGCAGCCCAGGAUUCCAUCUGGCUUUCUGGGCUGUGAGCUCACACUGCUGGCACAUGCUGUCUUCCUUCAACCAUCACACUCAAGUCUUCCUCUGCAGGGCUGCUUCCAGUGACUUCUCUGCCCAACUGGACGGUGUGUCUGGGAUUGCCUCGACCCAGACUUUGUUGGAAUAUGCAGAAAAGUGGAAGACCUCAGAAGAUCCUCUGCCUCUGUUGGAGGUGUACACGGUGGCUAUCCGAAGUUAUGUUAAAGCACGACCUUACCUUACCUCUGAGUGUGAAAACGUAGCCUUUGUGCUUGAGCGUUUAGCACUAAGCUGUAUUGAACUUCUACUGUGUCUGCCUCUGGACUUACCUGAAAAUAAAUGGGAAGAAUUUCAGGCUUUUGUACAGGUGGCUCAUAAAAACUUGAUGGAAAAUGGCAGCCAGGAACUGCACAUUUUAACAACACUUACGCAAGAGAAGGGAGUGUGGAAGAAUCCAGUAUUGUGUGGUAUUCUGUCCCAGGAACAGUUGGACCCAGAUAAAGUGAAUGAAUUUUUGGUGUCAGAAGGCCCUGUCCUGCUGGAUAUGCGUAUUAAGCACCUAAUGAAAACAAAGCAAUUAACGCAAGCUACUGCCCUGGCAAAACUCUGCUCUGACCAUCCAGAAAUCAGUGUGAAAGGCAAUUUCAAACAAACCUACCUGGUCUGUCUUUGUUCAGGAUCACCAAAUGAAAGGCUAAUGGAAGAAAUUGCAGAAGUAGAUUGCAAAGAUGCACUAGAAAUGAUCUGUAACCUGGAAUCUGAUGGAGAUGAAAAAAGUGCUCUAAUUCUAUGUGCAGCAUUUCUAUCUCGCCAGCUGCAGCAAGGGGAGAUGUACUGUGCCUGGGAACUGACUCUUUUCUGGAGUAAACUGCAGCAAAGAGUAGAGCCUUCUAUUCAAGUGUAUCUAGAGAGAUGUCGUCAACUUUCUGUAUUAACUAAGACUGUUUAUCACAUUUUCUUCCUGAUUAAAGUAAUUAAUUCAGAGAUUGAUGGUGCUGGACUUGCAACAUGCAUUGAACUGUGUGUGAAAGCAUUGCGCUUAGAAUCCAGUGAAAAUGCAGAUGUCAAGAUAUCUAUUUGCAAGACUAUCUCCUGCUUACUUCCAGAUGAUUUGGAGGUGAAACGUGCUUGUCAGCUGAGUGAAUUUCUUCUGGAACCCACUGUGGAUGCGUAUUACGCUGUUGAAAUGCUAUAUAAUCAGCCUGACCAGAAGUAUGAUGAAGAGAAUCUUCCAAUACCAAAUUCUUUGCGCUGUGAGCUCUUACUUGUACUGAAAACUCAGUGGCCUUUUGAUCCAGAGUUCUGGGACUGGAAAACUCUAAAGCGUCAGUGUCUGGCACUUAUGGGAGAGGAGGCAUCCAUCGUGUCAUCCAUAGACGAACUGAACGAUAGCGAAGUUUAUGAGAAGGUUGAGGAUGGCCAAGAAGAUAGUAAAGAAACUUCUCUGAAUGGGCUUGCUGGCAUUGAUGAGGCUACCAGCCUUCUUAGGGGUAUCAGAGAUGAAAAGCAGAAAAAGAGAGAAAUCAAAAAACUCAGAGAGAGGGGGUUCAUAUCGGCUAGAUUUAGGAACUGGCAAGCUUACAUGCAGUAUUGUGUGUUAUGUGACAAGGAAUUCCUAGGUCAUAGAAUAGUUAGACAUGCACAGAAACAUUAUAAAGAUGGAAUUUACAGUUGCCCUAUUUGUGCCCAAAAUUUUAAUUCUAAAGAAAACUUUGUUCCCCAUGUAACUUUGCAUGUGAAAAAAUCUAGCAAAGAGAGAUUAGCUGCUAUGAAACCACUGAGGCGACUGGGAAGACCUCCUAAAAUAGCAGCUGCCAAUGAGAAUCAGAAAACGAAUUCUGUAUCCAAACAGGAGCAGCGACCCAUUAAGAAGAACAGCCUCUAUUCAACAGACUUCAUUGUGUUUAAUGAUAACGAUGGCUCGGAUGAUGAAAACGAUGACAAAGAUAAACCUUACAUACCAGAGAUAGUGCCAGUUCAAAAGCCACCCCCUGUUAAUGAAUUCACCUGCCCUGUAACACUUUGUAAAAAAGGCUUUAAAUAUUUUAAAAAUCUAAUAGCACACGCAAAGGGCCAUAAAGAUAAUGAAGAAGCUAAACGUUUCCUUGAAAUGCAAAGCAAAAAAGUGAUUUGCCAGUACUGCAGACGACAUUUUGUAAGUGUUACUCACCUGAAUGAUCAUUUACAAAUGCACUGUGGCAGCAAGCCUUACAUCUGCAUACAGAUGAAAUGUAAGGCUGGCUUUAACAGUUACGCUGAGCUGCUGACCCAUAGGAGAGAGCAUCAAGUCUUCAGAGCCAAGUGUAUGUUUCCCAAAUGUGGCAGAGUGUUUUCUGAAGCCUAUUUACUCUAUGAUCAUGAAGCACAACACUAUAAUACCUAUACCUGCAGAGUCACCGGCUGUGGGAAGGUGUACCGCUCACAGAAUGAACUGGAGAAGCAUGUUGAGGAUCACAACAAGCAGCCUGAAAAAGAAGAGCAGCCUGAAAACAAAACUAAUCAGCCUGAUCUUAGUCAGCCUUCCAAAGCUAAUGAAAGUACUGAUGGAGUUGCAGUUAAAGAGGAAUUGACACCUCCUCCAGCUGAAAACCGAAGCAGUUUCAUUGAAGGAGAAAAUGUCUGGAACCAAAUCAAAGCAGAACCAGUAGGGAAUGAAAGUGUAAAUAUAUCCGUGAGUGUACUGCAGCAAAGCAAUUCCUUGCCUAAUGCUAGUUCAGAGCAGUCUCCUAUGGGUUCAAUAAAAACAGAAGAAACAGUUCCAGGAGGCAGCGUUAAGCUGUCUGUUGUUAACCAGAAGAUCCGCGAUAACUUCGUAAAAAGAGGUAAAUUGGCUGCUACUGCCAGUAAAGUAGAUACUACUAAACCUGGAGUCCAGCACUUGUGCCCAUCAGUUGACUCUUGUCUUCCAGUUUUCCAAGAGAGAAAGGAGGAAGGCUGUCUCAGUCAGACUCAGAAUAUUCAAACUGUUUCUGUGACCUCAGACACAUCAAAACCAGAAGCCCUUGAAUCAAAAAGCUUAGAAAGACAAGUGAGCAUUGUAAAUCCAUUCAGCAUGCAGAAUCAGACGGGGUAUCGAAAUGGUGUACCCAUUUCCAAACUUGAAAUUGAAGACAGUAUUAAAGCUGCAGCUAAUCUCUAUAACCUGCCUUUAAAAACUUUAGAAAGUAUUUCAUUUAUUCCAUCACAGCCUAACAUAAACAGCUCUUUAGUUCCAGCUGUGUCACCAGCAGCCCCAAUUCAGAAAUUUAAUUGUCAGGUUGAGGGGUGUACUCGAACAUACAAUUCGUCACAGAGCAUUGGCAAACACAUGAAGGCAGCACACCCUGAUGAAUAUGCUGCUUUUAAAAUGCAGCGUAAAAAUAAGAAACCACGGAAAUCCAGCAAUCUGCAAAAUGUGCCGAAUGAUGGGAAGAUUGUUUAUCUUAUGCCUUCACAAGUGGGCAAUCCCAGUGGUGCUGCUUUCACUGCACAGAACAAAUCGAAUUUGAAUCCCACCUGUUCCAGUCAAGUGCAGCAUGUCUCAAGUACUCUUUUCCCAACCCACCUAGAAAAUCUAGCUAAUCCUAUGUUGCCUGUAGUGGAAAGUGUCAUAAAUCCAAAUUUGUCUACUCGUAUUAAAAGUGAGCCUGAGAGUGUUUUGUGUUCACAAAUGGAAAAUUUGUCUGCUGCAACUUUACCUUCCCAGUUGGAUGAUCUAGCAAAAACAGUUAUGCCUCUGAAUAUUGAUGGUGGUUCAGAUCCUUUUCUUCCUUUGCCUGCAGAAAAUGGUCCAAUGUCUCUCUUUCCUUCAUCAGCAGAAAAUCCUCCAAAUUCAGUCUUCUCCCAACUGGAAAAUAACACAAAUAGCUUUUCUUUGCAACUAGAAGGAAACACUAGUUCUACCUUCCCAAAAGAGGAAAGUGUUGAUCAAAUAUUUCCCUCACAAUUGAGUAGUGAAAAUAACUUCAGUGAAACUAGUUCUCAGCACCCAGCUUCAGAAAAGGUGAAAAAAGAUCGUGGCAGAGGGUCAAAUGGGAAAGAAAGGAAGCCAAAACAUAACAAGCGAGCAAAGUGGCCAGCAAUAAUUAGAGAUGGCAAAUUUAUCUGUAGCAGGUGUUUCAGAGUUUUUACUAAUCCUAGAUCACUUGGUGGUCACUUAUCUAAGAGGUCUUACUGUAAGCCUCUUGAAGGAUCAGAAAUUUCUCCAGAAGCCCUGCAGGCUAAUGGACAAUCUUUGCUUGCCAGUAUGAUUCUUUCUUCAAAUUCAUUAAACUUGCAGCAACCUCAGGAGUCUGCCUUCAAUCCAGAGACAUGUUUUAAAGAUCCAUCAUUUCUCCAGUUACUUGCAGCUGAAAAUCGUUCCGCACUGCAGACUAUGUUUCCACGGGCCAAUGUGACUAACUUUAAUACCAGUGGGAAUGAGGAAGGUAAUCAAAUUAUAAAGCAAACCUUGGAAACUACAGGCAUCCCGAGUAGCUUUGAUAACACAGAAGUACUUCCACGUGUGGUUACAACAAGUUGUGUCUCUGGUACAACUCAGAUGAAUGCAGCCGUUCUCCCCAGCUCAGCCACGCCGUCUCUGCUGCAGACAGUCUGUAACCCCAGUACCCUGCUGACAGACCAAAACAGGACCCUCAAUGCCAAAAUUCCUCCACUAAACGAAUGCAAGAGUUUGCCUGGUUUUACAACAGAGGGCCUAAUGCUAAAGACCAUUGAAAAUGGCUUGUGCCCUAGCUCAUAUUCUAACGCUGUUGCAGCAGCACAAAAUUUUGCAGGGAACAGUUCACGAGUUUCAGUUAUAAGUAGUCCCAAGAAUUCGGGAUCAAGCAACUUAAAUAAGAAGGGAACCAGCUCUUCAAAGAGGAAGAGAAAAACACCUACACCCCUACUUGUGCCCAAUACACCACAGAAAUUAGCAGUAAAUAAUGCAACAGUAAUGGGACUUCUAACCAAAAGCACUGAAGGAAACACGCAAAUACAGGGAGAAAGUUUUCAGUCCAACUCGCUGGCAAAUUGUGGCUCUCAAACGGUGGUGGAAAAUCUUGCACAGAAACUCAGUAAUGUUGACAAUCAGUUAUUCAUGGCCAGUAUCAAAGAGAAUUUCAAGACAAAUCUUGAGGCUCAUACAGUUCUGCCCCCUUUAACAGUAAAAACUGAAAAUGGGGAUUCCCAAAUGAUGUCUGCAAAUUCUUGUGUGCAAGCAAAUUCAGAAGAACAGAUUUCACAGGACAGUGUUAUGCAGAACUUUGAAAAAACCCUGGAAAUUAUUAAAACUGCUAUGAAUUCACAGAUGCUUGAGGUGAAAACUGAAAUUCAGGAUACUGUUGCUGCUUCAGGGCAGAACUUGCAAGUAAAUAACUCCCAGGCUGCUUCAGAAAAUUCUGCACACAGUGUAAAACUGCAGACUUCUACUCAGUUUGCUGUGCACAGAGGGAAUGUUUCUGCUGCAAAGGGUAGCUCUGCUCAGUCUGAGAUACCUCAAAAGGAUGAUACUCAAAUGUCAGAAAUUUUGGAAGGCUUGCAAAAACUGAAGCUAGAAGAUGAGUCUCCCCUUCCCAUCUCUGGAACUGUUUCUCAGUGUCCUCCAGCAGAUAAGCUAGCACCAGCAGUUCCUGUUGUAUCAAUUGAAAAUAAGCCCCUCAUCCAGCUAUCUCCAGAAGCAAGUAACAUUCAAUUUAGUGAUAGAGUUAAUAAACCUUUUGUAUGUCAGAAUCCUGGCUGCAGUUACAGUGCUAUGACAAAAGAUGCAUUAUUUAAACACUAUGGCAAGAUCCAUCAGUACACUGCAGAAAUGAUACUAGAAAUAAAGAAACAUCAACUGAAGUAUGCCCCAUUCAAAUGUGUUGUAGCUACCUGUCCAAAAACAUUCACAAGAAACUCUAAUCUCCGAGCACACUGUCAGCUCGUGCAUCAUUUUACAACAGAGGAGAUGGUAAAAUUAAAAAUUAAGAGGCCUUAUGGCAGAAGAUCUCAAAAUGAAACUGUAAACACAGCCCCACAACCCGUUGAAAUAAAAACUGUGCAGACACUAGUAAUGGAAAACAAAACUGUAGCUCCAUUGGUCAAAGAAACUCAAAUAAAGGAAGCUGUAGAGCCUGUAAAAGUAUUGGAAAAACUUCUACCAGAAAAUAAUAUUCCUGAAAGACUGGAAAAACCUCCCCAGGUGGUUUCUGUUCCACUGGAGCAGCACAAUCCAGCGUCUUAUGAUAGUACGCAGGAACAAGCCAAAGUACGCAAGGCUAGGAAGCACAGGAAGGAGAAAGAGGAGAGGAAUGGUAGGAAGCCCGUAACAAAAUCUCUGGAGUUUCCCCCUAGGUACAGCCCUUACAGACCGUACCGGUGCGUCCAUCAGGGCUGCUUUGCAGCUUUCACAAUACAACAGAACCUAAUUCUUCAUUACCAAGCUGUGCACAAAUCAGACCUCCCUGCUUUCUCUGCUGAAGUGGAGGAGGAGAAUGAGCAAGGCAAAGAGGAACGUGAGGAGGUGGAAACCAAACCUGCUGUCAGAGAGUUCAGGUGUGAGGUGAAUGACUGCUCUCGUAUCUUCCAGGAAGUUACCAGCUUGAUACAGCAUUAUAUGAAGCUUCAUGACAUGACCCCAGAGCAAAUUGGAAGCAUGAAAUCAGCUCCAGAGGUGGGAAGGUUUUUUUGUGACCAGUCUCAGUGUAAGUCUUCGUUUACAGCAUAUCUGAAUUAUGUUGUGCAUCUUGAGACAGAGCACAGUGUUGAGAUAAAGCCAAACAAAGUAGAAGAUGAUGGCAUGUUCAAGUGUGACUGUGAAGGCUGUGACCGCAUUUACGCUACUAGGUCUAACCUCUUGAGGCAUAUUUUUAACAAACAUAAUGACAGGCAUAAAGAUCAUCUAAUAAGACCCAGGAGGCUGACACCAGGCCAGGAAAAUAUUUCAAGCAAAGCAAAUCAGGAGAAACCAUUGAAGUCUAAACAGAGAGGACUCAAAAACAGAUCGGGAAAAGAGGGUAACAGGCUGUCAGUGAAAACAAAACGAAAGAAAAACAUGAGCUUGGAAAACAAAACCUCAAAAGGAAUACAGGUUCAGGAAAAUAAGGCUUAUUCACUGAAACGUGGCAAGUACGUGUAUUUAAUAAAGGCCAGAAAUGAUGCCUUAUCGGAAUGUACAAGCAGGUUCAUGACUCAGUAUCCGUGUAUGAUAAAGGGAUGUUCAUCUGUAGUCACAAGUGAAAGUAACAUCAUAAGACACUAUAAAUGUCACAAACUGUCCAAAGCUUUUACUUCUCAACACAGGAAUCUUCUUAUUGUAUCUAAAAAACACUCUGUCUCCCAAGUAAAGGAAGCCUCUUGUGAGCAGGAGGAAACUGAUAAAAAAACUGAUGUGAAAGAGCCUGAACCGAGUUUGACAGCAAGCAAUAAUGAUUCAAGCACAACUACCUUAUCACAAAAGGAAACUGAAAAAGGUGAGAAGGAUGAAGUGGAUGAACUGACAGAACUAUUCAUUACUAAACUAAUUAAUGAGGAUUCUUCAACUGCUGAAAAUCAAGCAAAAAUCUCUUCCAGUGUAAAUAGUGACUUGCAGGAGACCAGCUCCUGCCCCUCAGAGAAGCAAAAAUCAAACAACCUGAAAAGAGCAAAUAAAGAAAAAAAUAUAUCUCAGAGUAAAAGAAAGAGAGCUGAGAAGACAGAGGAGGCACUGCCCAGUGGUGUGAGUAGCCUGCACAAGGAGGAAGAGACUGCUGUUGCCAUCCAAACGGCCGAGGAGCAACCUGCGGCUUUUGACUGGAGCUCGUUCAAGCCAAUGGGCUUUGAAGUGUCAUUCCUCAAGUUCCUUGAAGAAUCUGCUGUGAAGCAAAAGAAGAACUCUGAAAGAGAACACCACAGCGGCGGAACCAAAAAAGGAUCCCAUUCAAACUCGCGGAAAGCCAGCGAGAAGGCUCCCGUAGCAAGUGAAAGUGUCUCGUGGUCGUGUUCUGAAACGGAAACCCUUGUACCGUUUGCCAACCCAUCACGGCUUCCAUGUGGUGAUAAUGUAAAGAUAGUGUUAGAGAAGACUCUUAAAGACUGCUCUGAGCGUGUGUUGAAGCAGCUUCAGGAAAUGAAACCUGUUGUCAGUUUGAGAAAGCUCGAAGGACGUUGGGAGGAUAAUCCAGAGGUUAUAGCUGCAAAAGUAAUUGUUUUGGGUACUGAGGAAGGUGAAUCAAAAUACUGAAAACCUAAUGUGUUUCACCAUGACCUGUAAUAGAAUUUAUUUUGAAUAGGAAGCCAUCAAGCAUGCUAGUAACUGUGGAGCUCUUUUAUUUUGAAGUGAUUUAAUCUAGCAAAAAACAUGACAUGAGUCAUGUAAAUGUCUUAUUUGUUUUUAUCCCUAUGGGACUUGAAGAAAGUAAUUGCUUCAGUUUUGUAAAUACUUGAUCAAGACCUCAACUUUCUAUCAGAUUGUCCUUUCCAUAAACUAAAUCUUUGUGAAUUGUCUGUGAUUGGUAUCUUUCACCAGGUUACUUCUCAUGUAUAACAGUUUUCUUUAUUUGUAGAUACAUUUUUUUGUAUAUAUUUAUUAUUGUAAAUCAUUUGCUGCCACCAGCAGUCUGUAAGUCUAAACUAUUAAAUGACACAUUUAUAUUCGGAAUUUUAAUUUGUAACUAAGUGAGCAAGUUUUUAAAACUGUCCUUUAAUCAUUUUAAAUUAAGAACUUUUGAACUAAAGCUAGCUAAGUCUGCCAUAUCCAGUUUAUUUUGCAUAAAACAUUUAUUUACAGAAGAAAAGCUGGAUAAGAUCACAUUUCAUAGGUUAAACGUACUGACACACUCUCAUUUUUGUAAAUUUUAACAUCCAGUAUCUAUGGAUGAUAUUGAUAUGUAGUUAACACAUAAAUAUAAUAGUUUUCUUAUAGCUACAUUUUUCAUUGCUUUUAAUUGGUUACAAAGCAUUUAUGAUUCCAUAAUAAAAAUGGAAAUGUGAAUAAAAAUAGUUUGCUACAUUGAAGAUUUAAAACAAUAUUUGGUAUUAAAGAAUCCGUUGUGAAUGUGAUAGAAAA
Molecule: messenger RNA, 9235 nt
Organism: Passer domesticus (house sparrow)
Lineage: Eukaryota; Metazoa; Chordata; Aves; Passeriformes; Passeridae
Gene: ZNF292
Product: zinc finger protein 292
Exons: 8
Coding region: 119-8410 (2763 amino acids)
Biological process (GO): regulation of transcription by RNA polymerase II
Cellular component (GO): nucleus
Molecular function (GO): DNA binding; DNA-binding transcription factor activity, RNA polymerase II-specific
Source: RefSeq, a predicted model, not a curated record